Molecule: messenger RNA, 1437 nt
Organism: Fonsecaea erecta
Lineage: Eukaryota; Fungi; Ascomycota; Eurotiomycetes; Chaetothyriales; Herpotrichiellaceae
Exons: 1
Coding region: 1-1437 (478 amino acids)
Molecular function (GO): lyase activity
Source: RefSeq, a predicted model, not a curated record
AUGCCUGCUACCACUGAAGCCGUGAAUGGACAUGCCGCACAGAAUGGCGCAAACGGGGCACACAUACCUGUCACGAGCAUAUUCUCGAACUUCGUCGCCAACGCGAGUACCGAGGAUCUGACUCCCCACAUACGAGGCCGUCUGAAGGAGUACAUUAUCGACUUCAUCGGUGUCACCCUCGCGGCCAGCCACUCGUCGGAAUCGACACCAGCGUUUUGCGACGCUGUCAAGGCCCUGGGCGGCCAGAACAAUGGCUCGUGUACGGUCCUGGGCAAGGGCAAAUCGUUCACCCCUCAAUAUGCUGGCCUGCUCAACGCCACCUUGGGCCACUCUCUGGAUUUCGACGACACCUACGCGAAAGGGACGUUGCAUGCCGGUGUCACUGCCAUCGGAGCUGGUUUGACGCAGGCGGAACUGCUGGGCGAUCAGGCGAGUAUGGACCGGUUCCUGCUUGCUGUGGCCGUGGGAUACGAAAUCACCUGUCGCCUGGGCAAGGAACUCGGCAACGACGCCUACUCCCGCGGCUUUCACAAUACCUCUACCGCCGGCAUCUUUGGUGCUGUGGCCACACUCGCGGUCCUCAAAGGCCUAUCGGUCGAGGUUGUCGAAAACGCGUUCGGCCUCGCGGGCUCAAAGGCCGCCGGGUCAAUGCAGUAUCUCGAGAAUGGAAGCUGGAACAAGAGGCUCCACCCUGGUUUCGCUGUUCACGAUGCCUUCAUGUGCGUGGCUCUAGCCGAAGCCGGCGUUAUUGGCGCGGCGAAGAUCUUUGAAGGAACAUUCGGCUUUCUUCACGCCUAUAGCCCCAAACCAGAUAAGGAUCUGGCCUACCUCACUGCCGAUCUAGGCAAGAGAUGGGAAUUCCUCGAGACGUCUCUGAAGCCGUUCCCGGCAUGCCGCAUGACGCACGGCUUCAUCGAACAUGCCGUGAGGUUGGGCCGUGACAAGGGCUGCUCCAAAGCCCAGGAUGUGAAGAGCAUUACCUUGGCGCUGAGCCCUGCCAAUGUGAGCGUUGUCGGAGCACCGAUCCCUAACAAGAUCCACCCGGAGAACAUGGUCGACGCCCAAUUUUCUGCCUACUUCACCACUGCGAACAGCUUCCUGUACGGAUCGGACAACGGCGUCCGCUGUUACGACAAGGACCGGCUCAUGGACCCUCAGAUCCGGGAACUAUCCGACAAGAUCAGGUGCGUGGGUGACAGCUCUAUCAAGGAGUUUGGUUCGAAGAUGACAGUCGAGUAUGCGACCGGGGAGGUCUCCGAGAUCGACAUUCCCUAUCCCUUGGGAGAGUUGCAACACCCCUUCACGAGGGAGCAAGUAGAUGCGAAGUUCUUCAGUCUGGUGAACCCGAUAUACGGCGAGAAGAAAGCCAGGAACAUCCGGGAUGCGGUAGAGAGUAUUGAAAAGCAUACCGUAAGCGAGUUGCUUGCCAUGUGUUGA